Molecule: messenger RNA, 5080 nt
Organism: Pogonomyrmex barbatus (red harvester ant)
Lineage: Eukaryota; Metazoa; Arthropoda; Insecta; Hymenoptera; Formicidae
Product: beta-1,4-glucuronyltransferase 1
Source: RefSeq, a predicted model, not a curated record
AACGGUGUAUUAAUGACUUUAUAUUUUCGAAAACUCUCGGAAUUUAUAGAAAACCGAUGCUAAUAGUGCAGAUUCUUAAUUAACUCGUUUCCUAAGGCCAUACUAAAGGCUCGCCUAAUGAACACGCAUGUAGUGCGUGCGCGGCGUCGCAGCAGAAACACGACGCUUUCGAAGUAAUUUGUAGCAAUCUGCGUCAUAAUCAAAAGUCCCCUUCCACUUCCGUUUCAGGUGCACGCAACCGAGCCCCGGUCGACAGCCUCCGGGGGACCAUGAGCAGAUCCUGAUCGCCGAGCAGUCGUGGGCCGCGAAGGGAUGGACUCGGCGGGUCGACGCCAGCGAGAGAAUAGACUCGAGCAUCGAUAACGAUACGGGAGCAGACUGACAUCGUCAUCGUCGUCGUCGUCUAGAAGAAUCCCCUCGAGACCGUUGCGAAAUCCUCCGUCCGCGCUCUUUGCCAGCCCCCCUUCCCCCCCCGCUCGUCGUCGCCGCCGAUCGGAUCUGGAGGAUGAGCAUCGUAGCCAUCGCCCGCAGGAACUGGGCGCUACGCCUGUCAGUGGUGCUGAACGUGUGCGUGUUGCUGUACGUGUGCGCCCAUAUCGGCUCAUCCGGACCGUGGAUCGAGGAACCGCCGACCAACUGGGCGGCGGCGGCGGCGCCGCUGCAAUCGGAUGCCUACGGCGGCGACCGCCUGAACGACCUUGUGAACGGGACCCAGAAGGGCGCCGCCGCAUCGUCCUCUUUGUCCUCCGCGACCGUCGGCGCCACCAAUAAUGCAGCGCCGACAAACAACGGCGGCGCCGGCCGUCCCCUCAGGAUUAGCGUCGUCACGACGCCUCCCAACGGGGCCAAGGCCGAGGCUGUGGACAAGCCACAGGAGCAUCCGCGUAAUCAGACGGUGAGGAACAGCACGGUGAGCCUCGCGCGCGAGCCGAUGAGCCUGAAGGAGGCCGUGCCCUGCAACGAGAAGUCGACCGAGCCAAGGCGGGCGCAGCGCGGCGACUACUGGGUCCUGUACAAUUACGUGCCGAUGAGCAUGGCGGUGAAAUGCUGGGAGAGCGUGACAUACACCACGCACGCCGACUACACGUUCCUCGACAAUCUGGAGCCGCUGCUGGAGCGCUGGCGAGCGCCGAUAUCGAUCGCCAUGCAUGCACCCGGCACCGAUUUUCCGGCGACCCUCGACGCCAUCAGGUACUCGAGGAACUGCGGCACCCCCUUGGUCUCACAGCUGGUGACCUUCCACGUCUUCUUCAGCAGUAAACACGUGCCAAAAGUGAUACCGUCGUCGGAGAAGAUCGCCUCCGACACAUACAACUGCUCGCUCGGGCCUCCGUGGGUGAACGUCAGUCUCGCGAAGAUGUACAAGAACGAGAAGAAGCUGCUGUAUCCGGUGAAUGUGGGUCGCAACAUAGCGCGCGAAUCCGCGCCCACCUUCUACGUGUUCCCCAGCGACAUCGAGCUGUACCCCAGCCCGAACCUGCCCGCCAAGUUCCUGGAGAUGAUCCGCAGACGGGAUCAGCCGGCUCUCGACAAGCCCAAUCCCAAGGUCUUCGUGCUGUCCAUCUUCGAGGUGGAUGAGAAGAGCCAGCCGCCUAACAAUAAGACUCGUCUGAUACAGAUGCUGAAAGCGGGCACCGCGAUACCCUUUCAUAAAAAAUUAUGCUCCGGCUGCCAUAAUGUGCCGAAGAGCAAGGAGUGGCAGGAAGCGCCAGAAACCGAGGAUCUGCAUGUGUUCCAUGUCGGCAAAAGGACUGGUAGCUUCGUACACUGGGAGCCGAUCUUUAUCGGGACCAAUAACGAUCCUCUUUAUGAUGAAAGACUCAGUUGGGAGGGGAAGAGUGAUAAAAUGACGCAGGGUUACGCGCUCUGCGUUCUCGAUUACGAUUUCCUCAUUCUGGACAAUGCCUUCUUGGUACAUCGGCCCGGCAUCAAGAUCUUCAAGAAGGAUCCGCAUCGCGACAUGCUCACCGCCAAAACGAACGCAUUAAUUAAGAAGAUCAUAAUGCCGGAGCUAAAAGUGUUGUACGGCACGAGAAAAGGCUGCGCCGUGUAGCCCGUAGAGUCGCGAGCACGUCGGCGCGUGCUCUAUAGAUGCCCAUCUGUACGGUGGGAGCAUUUGCGAUCCUCGCUGUCGUCAGUAAUUUCAUCAUCUGUAAAACCAUCAUCGUCAUCAAGUCUUGUCGCGCGACAACAAAUCAUCCGGACUCGUAGCGGAUUAAUACUGCGACUCGCUCUGGAUCUUCGAAAUCGUGUUCACGUGCGUUCGAUGCGACCCCCUCGCGAGUGGGUCUGAGAAAAAUUCGCUACGAUUUAUAGAGAACUUUUCUCUUUCUCUCUCUCUUCUAAUUAUGCCAACUCAACGGUGCCGAAUGAACAAACGAAUUAUUACAUAAGUAUAACUCGAUGAGUUUAGAACAAUAUUGUUUCACGGACACGUUUCGUGCUCGCGCGACAAGCGUCCCAAACAGCACAAAAUGUUCUAAAAUUAUCCAGGAUGUCCUGAAUGUUUUAGAAUAUCCUGAGUAGAUCCAGAUUGUUCGCAGAAUGUUUUGUGCUGUUUGGGGUUUUAUAUUGCGAUCAUCGUCAUUGUUGUCAUUACGUUAUCUUCGUCUUUAACACAAUCGGUAUUAUAGUGUCUUACGAGAAACGUCGAGACAACGCGAAGGGCGAAGAUUGCACGAAAGAAAUAAUGUACGUCACGACGCUCAAAUAUUCUCUCGGUGGUAAUUCUCUAGCUUUCGUAAAAGAAUACUUAGCGCGUAAAGGAAUCGUACCACGUAUUUUUCACUCAGAUAAAUCUCUAUAGUUGUACAUAAUGACAAGGUGCCUCAUACAUUUCAGUGUGUUUACAGGAUUACUGCACUUUCGGUGAAAGUUACAAACGAACGGUGCCAGUUCCGAUGCGACUUCAUGGAUCGUGACCGUCGAUGCUAUGAUCGAAGCAAAUUGCAGGUUAUCUAUUUAGGAAUCCGAUGUUCGUAGAAUACCAAUUACAUUUUGGACAAUACAGCCAACAAUUUUACAGAAUUCUAUGUAAAAUAAUCUUACAAAAUUAACCUGUUUACUCAUCUUUGUUUAAGAUUUUGCGAAUUUUCUCCAAGAGUUUUAAAAUUAAUAGACAAUGCUAUCUAAUCAUAUUAAAACUGUUGCUGUUAAAUUUCUUUUUUACAAUAUAUACUUAACUAUAUCUUAAAUAUAUCUUUUUAGAUAAUCUAUACUUCAAUUGUGUAUUUCAAACAAUAGAUAUAUUUUUUUCCUUUUUUUUUUCGUUUUUAUUUUUCAUACAGCAACUUAAUUCAUUUAGAAUAUGUUCAGUCUACAUUAACUGAUGGACUUGGAUUGAACUAAAUGUAAUUGCAUAUAGAUAAGCCAAACGCAUUAAAAGUUCGCAAUCCGAGCUAUUCACCAGUUAAAUCGCACAUGUAUAUGGCGCUCACAAUUCGAGCUAUUCACCAACACGGCGAACACGGCUUUCCUUCUGCCUAUAGACAUUGAAACAAGAACUUGGCAAGUGUGGAAUUAUUCAUGAAUGAAGGAAAAAAAAAUCACCGUCCAAGACUGAAGGAUAUUUGAUAUAAAUUUUCUAGGUCUUCUUCCAGUGAGUUGCCUGAUCGAUGAAUCAUUAAUUAUUUAUCUUUGUUAGCGUAACGUCAUACUUUCGGACUCCAUUUAAGUAUCUUAUUUCGUGAUGGAUAAUCAUAUAUUUUCGCGAGUGAGAAGACAGAACGACAGAACAUGAUCGGGUCGGAUUGCGAACAGUUAAUCCGGUCGACGCGUAAUUUAUUUGUUGUAUUUGCAAUAAGAAGCGAUUCUACAAAAAGAAAACGAGGAAAGUCUUAUCUUGUAAAUUCGUUCUUAUACACCAAGAAAAAAUACGAUAAAUUUACUGACUUCGGCGAUCGCGCAAGCGAGUAAUAUUUUUUAAUAACUACAUUAAGUGAUAACGUUUUACUCAUAUAAAAAGCAACGUUUUUCUGAUAUAAAGAAAGAAUAUAAUCGUAUCCGAAAAUAAUUACGUUCUACAAAAUAAAUCACUAUUUAAGAGUGAAUAGUAUAGUUCUAAAAAAAGUAAUCUUUCGUAAAGUUUCGGUAGUCUUUUCGAGAACUGAUAGACUCUAUCGAUGUUUUAUGCGAUCAGCUGAGAAAUGUUAAAGGUGUUCCUUGCAAUAUCGUAAAAAAAAUUUGAGAACGCUGCCAAGUAAGACGUUUAACUCAUUUCCUUUUCUUUCUUUCUAAUCUUCAUUUUUCGCGAUAAUUAUGCUGACGCGAAAUGCGAUACAAUUGGAAUUUUUGUAGCGAACUAACGCUAUUGUAUAUAUAAGACGUAAGCGCAUAAUAUGAACCGUAUACUUUUCUAUCGUCACCCCGAGUAAUAUGACCAGCGAAUGUACAUACGAUCUUUCGUAAUUAUUAUAAGACUUGAAUAAGAAUAGUUGAGUCAGUACGUAAUGUGUCGAGAAUAAUUAGUUUGGGCGAUUUUUCAAUCGAAGCGAGAUGCUGACUCAUUUUUUUGUGAUAAUAUUAGGGCACAAAGUAAUUAAUAUUCCUGUAAUCGUCCGCUUUGUCUGCUGUAAAAGGCAUCCUUGAAAUCGAAUAUCAUAUGAUUUCUCGCAUAAUAAUGUAGCAUAAUCAUUGAGGCUGUUAAUUAAUUUUUCUAAGAAUUACCACGAUUUAUUAUUAAUAUAUCAUAAUUUAUUUAUGAAUAUAUUGAUUGAUAAAUUUAUCAAUAGAUCAGAUUUAAUACGUCAAAAGUAUAUAAUCUCGUUUUGUUUACAUUACUUUUACUUAAGAAUUUGUAUAUUGAACAUUAAACUAUUUUUUCUAUAAGUAUCUGUAUAAGUAUCUAUAUAAAAGCACAAUUUUUUGAACAAUUCGGAAAUUAUUUAAUUUUUAAAUUUACAUUGAUUUUUCUAUAGAGAAAAAUUGCAACAGUAAUAUUAGAACUUAAUUUAAAUUGAGGACAUAUAUUCUAUUUUAAAAUUAUUGAUUUAAUAUACAUAAUGUUAUGUUAUAGAUCCUGAUCUGAUACUUUUUCUCGCACAUACAUCAUUCAGGUGCAAAUAAAGUUACAAACUGCAAA